Messenger RNA from Closterium sp. Yama58-4, 2538 nucleotides. The record is from the annotation of a GenBank genome assembly. NCBI's taxonomy places the organism in Eukaryota, Viridiplantae, Streptophyta, Zygnematophyceae, Desmidiales, Closteriaceae.
AUGGGUUGGUACACGUCACUCAUCGUGCUCAUCGUCGCCGUCGCUGCGGCGGCCGUUCUCACUCCCGACGCCAUGCUUCCAUACGGCCGUGCCAGCCCCACGGGUGCCCCCUUCCUGUCGCCCAAAGCAGGGGCUGCCCUGCGGUUCGUGCACGUGCUGUGCUGUUCCAUAGCGCUGGGGGCGUCCGUGUGGGUCACCUUCUUUGCUGGUGUCAUCAUGUUCCGCCACCUCCCCCGCCACACCUUCGGCAGCAUCCAGGGUCGUCUCUUCCCGGCCUACUUCCGCCUGGUUGCCCUCUGCUCCGCCUUCUCUGCCCUCGCUCUCAAGCUCACAAUCAACCCUGCUGCUGCUGCUGCUGCUGCUGCUGCUGCAGGGGCAGAGGGCUUGCAGCAGGUGCAGCUGCUGCUGCUGCUAGCUGCCCUUGGGCCUGCGCUGCUGAAUCUGCUGUUGUUUGAGCCCAUCACCACCAAGAUCAUGCGGGAGCGGCACCGCAUAGAGAAGGAGGCGGGCAUCGGGGACGAGGUGGAUGAUUGCAAAGCUUGUCCAGUUUGUUCCUUACUUGCCCUCACUUCCGCCUUAUCUUCACCUAUUGCCAUACAGAUCAUGCGGGAGCGGCACCGCAUAGAGAAGGAGGCAGGCAUCGGGGAUGAGGUGGGGCUGUCGCGCAACAGGGAGGUCGCGCAGACCAAUAAAGAGCUGGCAGCUGUCAACCGCCGAUUUGGCAUGUGGCACGGCAUGUCGUCGCUGUCCAAUCUCGUCGCGCUCUGCUCCUUGGGUGCCCACGCAUGCACCGGCGAAACGACGAUGCGGAAGCGGGAGCGCGAGAACCCGUGUUACAUCUGCGGGCACUACCAUAAGUACGAGGAGGGGGAGCCGUGCGGGGUGUGCGGCCACCGAUUAGUCCCCGCGGACGAGCGCAGCAGCGGCGCCGCGGCGCAGGCGCACAGCGCGUUCUCGUCGGAGAUCAUCCCGGGGUUCCUGUUCUGCGGGAGCUACGACAACGCGUCGCGAUCGGAGCUACUUAAAGCCCAAGGGAUCACUCGGAUUCUAAACACCGUACCCACGUGUCAGAACCUCUAUAAGAACUCUUUCGUAUAUCACACAGUGCAAGACAGCAAGGUCAUUCCCUUUGAGGAAUGCAACCAAUUUAUUGAGCAAUGUGAGCGGGAGCAGGCGAAGGUGCUGGUGCACUGCAUGUCGGGCCAAAGCAGGUCGCCAGCAGUGGUGGUGGGGUACUUGAUGCGCGCCAAGGGUGUCAAACUGGCCGAGGCAGUGGCGUGGGUCACGGAGAGACGGCCGUCCGUCAACAUACAGCCAGCCAUGCUGAGCCAGCUGCAGGCCUUUGAAGCCCGCCUCUUCGGAGGCGACGCUGCUCUUAAUUCUUCCGACCAGCACCAACAGCAACAGCUGCAGCAACAACAGCAGCAACAGCAGCAGCAGGAGCAGCAGCAGCAGCCAGGGGCACCGUCAGGCCACAUCACUCCGCUAGCUGCUCCUGGCCAGUUCCCUGCCAACACCACCGCCUCCCCCUCCUCCUUCCCACCACUCCCCAACUUCCCAUUCCCCAUGCCGCCCUUUCCCUUAGGCCCUGAUGCCAAUCCUGCUGCUGCUCCGUUUGCAGGCUUGCCCCCUCUAGCCCCUGCCAUGCCUUCCUUGGCCCCUCCCGCUUUCCUGCCCAUCCCUGGCAUGCCAGCUGGCGGCUUGCCAUUCGCCUUUCCAGGAAUGGGGUCUGGCACAGGGGGAAAUCCCCCUGAGGGGUUUGUGUUUGGGGCAGGGGGGGAGGCGAACGGAGGGGGUGCAGGGCAAGGGGUCUUCUUCGCCCUCUCCCUUCGUCAGCUUCUCACCGUUACCGUUCUUCUUGUUGCUCUUCUUUACGCAACGGCCACGGCUGUCGCCACUACGGAGUCUGCAGUUUCGGGGAUCCUUCCAGCCGACACGGUCGCGUCGGUUGCCUCCAACAGGCGGCUCCUCUCGGACGCGGCGCAGGUCGAGUCUUCCCACGCAGGCCCUGUUACAGUCACAUCGUCCAUCGGAUCUUCGUCGCCGCAUGCGACGGCUCGCAUGCUCUAUGCGAGGUUUCCCGAAAUCCGGAACGACGAUCGCGACCACGCGCAUUACCUCGAUCCGCAGAACCGCGCGCGCGCGGAAGUGGGCUCCCCCGCGCUCGUGUGGGACGCGGAGCUUCAGGCGCAGGCGGAGCGACUGGCGGAAUACCUUGCGCAAAAGGAAGGAUGCGCGGUGCGGCGCAUGAAGGAAGUCAGCGGCGGGGUCAACUUGCGCUGGGCGGCGGAAAGCUGGGGGGUGCCCGCGGAAGCGGAAUCGGCGGUGGCGGAGUGGGUACGCGAAAAGGCGCACUACCGCCUGGAAGCGUUCCCCGCGGGGUGCGCGGAGGGCAGGGAUUGCACGCACUACACGCAGGUGGUGUGGAAGAAGACGGAGCGCGUCGGGUGUGGAACGGCGAUGUGCAACGAAGGAGGAGCCGUUUGGGCGUGCCGUUAUUUCCCGCCCGGCAAUAUCGAGGGUGACCGCCCAUACUAA